UCUCACACACACACACACACACACACACAUACACACACCUCAGAGAGAGUCACUCUUGCCAUCGGUGUCUGCCUCUGACUCUGACCCUGUCUCUGUCUCUUUCCCUCCUUUUCCCCCCACUUCACUGAACUUCACUCAUCUCUCCUUUGCAAGGUAACAAAUUAUGAGACUUUCCCUGCUGCCGCAGCAGGUCUCUUUCCCUUCAUUCCCUUAAACUCCCAAUACUCGCUGCCAGGACCCCAGCUCUCAGUGAGGAUCUGGCCACCAUGGGCCAGGACCCUAGGAGGAGCUGUCUGGAGACAGGAGUGAUGAGGACCUGGAUUGAACCAGUGGUGGCCUCAGCCCAGGUAGCUGCCUCCUUCUAUGAUGCGGGGCUGCUGCUGGUGGUCAAGAAUUACUACAACCUUUCAAGUUUCUCUAACCACAACAAUUCCUCCAGCCCCAGGGGGGCCAGUGAGGAUGCUCAGCAGAAAGCCAUCUCCAACUUCUACAUCAUCUACAACCUUGUGGUGGGCCUCACCCCACUGCUCUCAGCCUACGGGCUGGGGUGGCUCAGCGACCGCUACAACCGGAAAAUUUCCAUCUGCAUACCCCUCUUAGGUUACCUCCUCUCCCGCCUCUUCCUCUUGCUGAAGAUCCUUUUGGACUGGCCAGUAGAAGUGAUGUAUGGGGCUGCAGCGCUGGCAGGACUCUCAGGGGGCUUCACAGCUUUCUGGUCUGGUGUCAUGGCCCUGGGCUCACUGAGCUCCUCUAAGGGCCGUCGCUCUGUGAGACUCAUCAUCAUUGACUUGAUAUUGGGUUUGGCAGGCUUCUGUGGGAGCAUUGCUUCCGGUCACCUCUUCAACUUGCUUCGAGUGGCCAACCGGCAAGGCGUCGUCCUUGCUGUCUCUAGUGUAGGCUGUGCCACAUUUGCUUUCCUCUAUAGUCUCUUUGUCCUCAAGGUCCCAGAGCCUGAGGUCAAACCCAGUAAAACCUUUGGUGUAGUGGACACUGUGUCUGGGACCAUGGGCACUUACCGCACUCUGGACCCUGACCAUCCAGAGAAGAAGGGAGGGGUGGUGGAGCUUCCUUCCCUGGGGAAGGCAGAGCCUCGCAAAGCUAUCAUUGCUCUGCUCUUUGCAGGGGCCAUCAUUUACGAUUUGGCAGUGGUGGGUACAGUUGAUGUGAUGCCCCUUUUUGUGUUAAGGGAGCCACUGAGCUGGAACCACGUGCAGGUAGGCUAUGGGAUGGCAGCUGGUUAUACCAUCUUCAUCACCAGCUUCCUGGGAGUCCUGGUCUUUUCUAGGUGCUGUCGGGAUACCACCAUGAUCAUGAUAGGGAUGGUCUCCUUUGGAGCCGGCUCACUGCUUCUGACCUUUGUGAAGGAAACCUACAUGUUCUAUAUUGCCCGGGCUGUCAUGCUGUUUGCUCUCAUCCCAAUAACAACCAUCCGAUCAGCACUGUCCAAGCUCAUAAAGGGAUCUUCCUAUGGAAAGGUGUUCGUGAUACUGCAGCUGGCACUGGCCCUCACUGGGGUGGUAACAUCCACAACAUUCAAUGAGAUCUAUCAGCUCACCAUGGAUAAGUUCGCUGGCUUUUGCUUUGCCCUAUCAUCCUUCCUUGGCUUCUUGAGCAUCAUCCCCAUUGGGGUUGUGGCCUGCAAGCAAGGAGAGAUCACUGAGAAAUGACUGAGUUGAUGUCCCUAAAACCCAUAAACAGAAUCACCUGUGGUGUGGAUCCUGCAUGAAAAGAAGCAGCUGGAUCAGGGAAAUUGACAAUAAAAACUAGAGUUCCAUCUGGGUUCACCCUCAUGAACCAGCUACUUCAAAGGGUUCCAUAUUGGGUGGGGAGAAACCCUAUACUGGUGGAGGAAACUUCUAUUCUGAAAAUUAAUUUCACAAGAAAGUUGCCAGAUAUUGUUGGUAACACAGAGAACUUCCCCAAGAAAGGCAUUUGAAAUAUCAAAACGUUCGGGUAUUUCUAAAUUCUCCUAUGAGGACUUAGGUCAUAGAUUGGUGCUCAGAUCCCUCCACCAUGCUGUAGAUGGUUAUUCAGAAAUAGCCUUCUUGGCUAUCCCUGCUUCAGGCCCAUAUGCUAGAAAUAAACCAAAGAUAUAGUUUCCCAGUCCUUUUAGAUCCAGGAUUGGUUGCCAUGGAAAUUUUCUUUUUUUUUUUCUUUUCCAAAGUUGUUGUCAUAGACAGAAGCAACAUUUGAGGAAAAAAAAAAAGGUAGACAAAACCUUAGGAACAAGCUAGUUGUCAUCUUCCCAAUGGUCGCAUCAGCUACAACACUUCAGGUAGCUAUUGCUUAGCCUUUGGGGGUGUUAAUUUCUUUGUAAAAAACCAAAUUUCCAUGAAAGGCUCUUUGGGUCACCUUUUCUAAUUCAUGAUUGCAUCAUAAAGGGCCUUUUUAAAUUAAAUGAACAAAAUAAAAUGGGGAUUGCAGUCUGCCAAUCAUGCCAAUAGGUCCCAAGAGACAUUUUAGACUGUCAAAAAUAGUUUCUAGAAGGAGGGGCAUAAGGGAGAGUGUCAGAGACAUAAAAAUGUCCUGUAUUUUGAGGCAUUUGCUUAAAUAGCUUGUUUGUUUGUUUAAUCUGCUGAGACUAUUUUUCCUAAAUGGUAAUUUGCCUAAAGAGCCGUGUUUGAGCAUAUAAAUAAAUGUGAAUGAAUUCCAUUUGAUUCAACAAAUGACUUUCAAAUGUCUAUGCUAUGUGCAAGGUUGGUGCUAAGAAACAGUCUCUAUGCUCAAGGAACUUACAUGGUGGUAUAGGGAGCAGGGGAGUGUAGAGUAAGUAUUACUCUAGGUAGAAAAUAAUG
Messenger RNA from Phascolarctos cinereus (koala), 2795 nucleotides. RefSeq names its product solute carrier family 46 member 2 (gene SLC46A2). Gene Ontology annotation, molecular function: transmembrane transporter activity. The record is from RefSeq and is a predicted model, not a curated record. Gene Ontology annotation, cellular component: membrane. Gene Ontology annotation, biological process: transmembrane transport. Lineage: Eukaryota; Metazoa; Chordata; Mammalia; Diprotodontia; Phascolarctidae.